Molecule: messenger RNA, 1602 nt
Organism: Meleagris gallopavo (turkey)
Lineage: Eukaryota; Metazoa; Chordata; Aves; Galliformes; Phasianidae
Source: RefSeq, a predicted model, not a curated record
AUGUGGUCACCGCUGGGAGGCGACGGUGUCCCCAACGAGCGUGGGGAUUGCGGCCCCAGUGCCCCCAACCCUGUUCGCCCUGUGCCCCCAGCCUGCCUGUUCCGCUUCAACGUCCUCUCCCUGGUGUACCUGCUGUACCUCCUGCUGCUGCCGUGGUUCCCAGGACCGGCUGACAUCUCAGGUCACGCCGGCCGCCUCCUCAAAGCUCUGUUGGGGACCAGCCUCCUCUUCCUCCUCGCCCACUUCGUUUUCCAGAUAUGUCUGUACACACUGCCUGCCCUGGACCAGCUGCUGGGGCCCAGCUGCAGCAGCUGGGAAGUCCUCGCCCGGCACAUUGGGGUCACCAGGCUGGACUUGGGUGACCUCCCCAACUCGGUGCGCCUGGUGGCCCCAGACGUCGGCAUCCUGCUGGUCUCAUCCCUCUGCCUGUGUCUGUGCCACCGCCUCGUCCCCAAGGGCAGCACUGCCGCCCGCAGACCGGAGUCCCGGCAGCUCCCUGAGCAGGGGGAAGAACAGGACGUGGAGCGGCGCGGUGGCACGGCAGGCGGGGACACACCGCUCAGCACCAGGCUGCGGGUGACGGCACACUGGUUGCUGUGGGCGGCCGGGAAGGGGUUGGCCAUCCUGCUGCUGGCUUUGGCCGGGAUCACCCUGCCCUCCGCCUCCUCCAGCAUCUACUACCUGCUGUUUGUGGGGCUGUGCACCUGGUGGGCAUGCCACCUCCCCUCCAGCCGCGCUGCCUUCGAUGCCCUCUGUGUCCUCGUCGGUCUCUAUGCUGCUGCCCACCUCCUGUGCCUCUAUGCCUACCAAGCACCCUUUGUGCAGGGGGUCUUCCCGCCCCCCACCAUCUGGGCACGGGUGUUUGGCUUCAAGGACAUCAUCCUGUACAGCAACUGCUCCCGACCCAAUGCCCUGCAGCUCAACACUGACCACCCCUGGCCCGUCUACGCCAAUCCUGGCAUCCUGCUGCUGCUCUACUACACCGUGGCCACGCUGCUGAAGCUGCGCCGCCUGGACGCCAGGAGAUCAGCAGUGCCAGCGCAGCCUCCAGCGCGGGAUCUAGUGGAGCUAGAGAGCUGGCCCAAGGACAGUGAUGGUGUGGCUGAAGACACCAAGCCCAUGCUGUCCUCCAGCACUGGGAAGCGGAGCACAGAGAACUGCACUGUCCACGUCAUGGGUGAUGCCACGCCACUGGGUAAGCCCAGCCCGAGUGCUGCCCCAUCCCUGCCCUGCAGUGGGGCAGAGGCUCACAGCUCCUGCUCCCCUGGCCAGCAUCCGGGCCCGGCCGCGCUGCGAUGGGAGCUCGGGGCUGGGAUGCGGUGCGCAUCGCCCUUCCUGGCUCCGCUCUGUCACGGAUCCGGCGCUCGGCACCCGCGGGCUUUGCGCAGCGGAUCGCAAUGGGCGCAGCCCCGAGGUUCGGUGCGGAGGUGCCCAGGUGUGAGUCGGGAGCUGCGGCACGGCGAUGGGGUGCGGAACCGCCAGGUUGUUGAGUGCGUUUGGAGAACAAAUGCCAAAGAAUGCAGAGAAUGUCACGGGCUGAUGCUUCCCGCUCGGGGUGGGAGCAGCGGCGGUUUCCAGCGCUGCCCCUAUGCCGAGCUGUAG